AAUUCAACAUAGUUCACAUAGAGAGAAGAAGAGCACCAAUCGCAAAACCACAACAAAAACAUGAACGUGUGAAGUAAUGUUGACGUUUUAUUUACUGUAAAAAUCAAUCUAUCAAUGUCAUACAUCUAAUUUUCGUUGUUUCGUUUAGAAUUUUUCCAUUCCACAUAAUUUGCAUCUGCGAAUGAAUUCUUCCAUGUAAAAAGAAAUUCUUCGAAAUUUUCCUCGUUUUUGGUUUAAAAACUAGCAAAAGCAAUGGUGAAUUGUCUGUGAUUUUACGCUAAUUGUUUUUAAAAACGUGUACUGAGCUGAAAAAUGCUGCAUUCUAGCGAUAAGUUGAACUUACUAAGUUAUAUAGUUACAUUGCUUAUUUUGCUCGGCUGUAGUGCGAUCGCUUCAGAUUCUGAAUGGAAUGGAAAAUGGUUUCCGCACAAGCCCGACGAAGAUGAUCCGCUAUUGAACGGCCACAAAAGUAUUGAUGUGGCAAACAACAACAAUAACACCGAUAGCAGUGCGAGUAGUUAUAGCAAAAAAAUGAAAACCAUGGGCAUUACUGAUCCAACAUGUGAUGACGCAGAGCGAAAUUUAUGGAUUGAUUACGAUCCGAAAAAUAUCUCACAUCAUAGCCGAUACAUAUGUAUGGAAAAUCGGAAAAAAUUCGAGCCAAAUAUGACAAUCGCGCCAAUUAUGCGGGAAUACACCAUUCCAGUCGAGUACUCGGCAUUGCAUCGCUGCAUGAAUGAAUCAAUUGACUAUGAUUUUGUCAUACCAACAUUUGGAACACAUCGUCCCGUUUGGCCAAUUUAUGGUGAAUACAGUUAUGUGCCGGUGCAGCGAUGGUUACAUAAUUUGGAGCAUGGUGCAAUUGUUGCCGCCUACCAUCCAUGUGUGAACCAACGGCAAUUGGAUGAAUUCCGGAAAUUGGUGAAGGAUUGCUUGUAUCGUCACAUAAUAACACCGUACGAAAAACUCGACCCAAGCCGACCAUUUGCAUUGAUUGCAUGGGGCCGUAGCUUGGAGAUGUCGGUCAUCGUGCGUUACAUUGGCAUUACUUUUAUUCGAAUGAGUGCGUUACAAGGGCCAGAGAAAGUUUCACGCAAUGGACAAUACCGUGGCGGUAUCAUUGAACCGGCAAAAGUUGUUUCGGAUAUAGAUGACAAUAAUCUAUGUCCCAACAUGUAACACAUGAUUUAGAGACUAAACAACAACAACAACAACAACAAAAAACACAUUUUUACAUUUAAUUUUGUACAAUUGGGGUAGUAAAUCUUUGAAUUUAGCUUAGACGUAGAUCGUCGGCAAACAGACCGUGGAAAAAAAACGUAAGAAACAUGAAACAUAAGACAGAACCGACUAUAUUGCCUAUGAAACAAGUAAACGAUAUGCUUCUACUAUUAAAAUUUGACAACUUGCUUAUAGCGAUUAAUUAGAUGAGUAACAAAACAAAACAAUGAGAAGAAGAGAACGAUUUCGAGCGCCUUUACGCUUCUUUUAAAUGCAUCACAGUGAUAUAUCCACGGAGUAAACUCGGUGGUUUUAUACACGGGGAAAAAAAAAAACAACAACAACAACAUUCCAAUUAACGAUGAUAAUCUUACAAUGUACCUAAAACAAAAUCAACCUAUACUAUUGUUAUAAUUAUUUUUCGAAUAGACAAAUUACAAUUUAUAGUGCAAUGAACAUGAUGAGAAAACACACACACAAACACUCAAACCGAUUCUACCGAUUGUAAAAUUUGAACGAAAAUGCAAUGAAAAUGACUUUUCUUCUCUUUUUUCUUAGGGAAAAGUGUGUACAUGUUUGAUCUAACACGAAUUUUUAGACUUAACUGUUGGUUACAGUGCCUUUCGUUGUUGAAAGAAAAAAAAAGAAACUAAAAAAAAUCAUUCCGAAAAAAAUUAUGUCUUUUUUAAAAAAAAUGCUCUGUUAUUCAGAUCUAUAUUAUAUUUAAAUGAGAUUUCGCAAGAUGAUGAUUUCUCGGUUCUUUUUUAAUAUUCCCUUUCUCUUUGUCCAACUUGUUUUCUAUUAUUGUUAUUUUUCAUUUUAUGAGCUGAAUAAAAUUAUUCUAUAUUGAUCAACUGUUGAAAA
Sitodiplosis mosellana (orange wheat blossom midge) is the source of this 2085-nucleotide messenger RNA. RefSeq lists its product as uncharacterized. The record is from RefSeq and is a predicted model, not a curated record. Gene Ontology annotation, cellular component: cytoplasm. The transcript is spliced from 6 exons. Lineage: Eukaryota; Metazoa; Arthropoda; Insecta; Diptera; Cecidomyiidae. The coding region runs from base 313 to 1179 and encodes 288 amino acids.